This is a messenger RNA of Vigna angularis (adzuki bean), 515 nucleotides long. RefSeq names its product FCS-Like Zinc finger 8. Lineage: Eukaryota; Viridiplantae; Streptophyta; Magnoliopsida; Fabales; Fabaceae. The transcript has a single exon. The record is from RefSeq and is a predicted model, not a curated record. The coding region runs from base 15 to 476 and encodes 153 amino acids.
AUGAAACAGAAACCAUGAUGAGCCCUACCUCCAUACUUAACAGCAAUCCUUUCUCCGGUUUCAAGAACCCUUUUUGGUUCGAAACAAACAGCCCUAAAACCCCAGGAGGUGAACACAAGCGUCACUGGGACAGACUAGAUUCUAAAGGUGUUGGUCUUGGCCUAGUGCAUGCUCUUGUCGACGAAGAGAAACAGAUUGAAGUGAGUUCGAAACAUGAGAGUCGAAUGGUUGUUUUUGGAUCUCAGCUUAAGAUUCAGAUUCCUCCACUGUCUACAACUGAAUCAUCCAAAUUUGUAGCAGAGAAGGGAAAUUUUUCCCAUGGGAGUCUGUGUAUGGGAAAAUCUGCAUCAGGAGGUGCUAAUUCUCAGCGGAUGUUUAUGGGAUGUUUCUCUGCCAACGAAAUGGAACUCUCUGAGGAUUACACUCGUAUGAUUUCUGUUAAGAGCUCGACAAGUAUAUCGAAUCGUAUCAAGUAAUAAUAAAUGGUAACACCAAGUAUCGUUUCCCAAGAUACU